AUGGAAGGAUAUUCAAUAUUUGAAAGUAACGUAUUUGAAAUUCGUAUACCAGAACAAUGUGAUGAAGAUAACGAUAAUUACGAAGAUGGUGCUGUUGGUAACAUGCGAUGUGAUGAAGAUAACGAUAAUUAUGAAGAUGGUGCGG
Molecule: messenger RNA, 145 nt
Organism: Paraglomus brasilianum
Lineage: Eukaryota; Fungi; Glomeromycota; Glomeromycetes; Paraglomerales; Paraglomeraceae
Source: the annotation of a GenBank genome assembly